AUGUCCUCGCUCUGUGCUGUCCUAACUAGCUUGAAACAGCGUUGGGAUGAUCAAGAAAAACUGAGAUCAAAGUUUGGAUCCGUCAUGGAAGACCCAGCGGGCUCACAGGACACCAACAGUAACCCUCAUGGUCUCCAAUGUGAAUAUGCAAAGAGUAGCCGAAGCACAUGUCGUGUUUGCGAUGAAGCUAUUCCAAAGGGUGAACUCCGAUUAGCUAUUUUGGUCGAGAGAGACCAGGCGCCGGGCAUGUUGAUUCCUGCAUGGCAUCAUCCUGCUUGCUUCUUUGAGCAUCACCGCGAAAAGGUCAAGUCGUCAGACGAGUUUGAUGGUAUUGAAAAGAUGCGGACGCAUGACCGAGCUGUUAUUGCCGCACUCAUUAACGGCGAACCAUUACCCGAUCCACCAGAAGAAGAGCCGGAAGAAGAGGUGACGGCUGGGCAAAAAUCCUAUAAGAAAGGAACGGUAUCCGGGUCAGAGUCGCCUCUGAAGAAGGGAAAAGAAGUGCUGGGUAGCUUGCGAAGUACGCGGUCCAAGAACAAGAGAUCUCUUGAAGAAGAGGAGCCUGCAAAAGAGAAUGGGUCUGCUAAGAGGAGACAUUGCGAAGACGAUUCAAUAAGGGUGGAGGCCAUAGACGCAAGCCAUUCAACUUUGAACGGCCCAGACGAAUCAUCGGCCGCGGCUAUGAGCGAGGCGCAUGCGAAGCUGCGAGAUCAAAGCAAUGCAAUAUGGGCUGUCAAAGACAACAUUGCUAAAAACAGUGACCGCAAAAACAAGCAACUGUAUAAGCACAUUCUUCACAUGAAUGGCAUCAAUGUGUCUAAUCGCUAUAGCGAAAGCGACAUGAUUGCGAUAUUAGCCGAUGCAAUGGUUUUUGGGGUUACUGAAAUGUGUCCAGAGUGCAAGAGUAGCCGUUUAAUUCCAGAGGAAUAUCACUACCGUUGUCCUACAUAUUUGGAUUGGGGUCAAUGCGCGUAUCACACUUCUGAGCCGAAAUUCAUGAAGUUCUCUGUCCCUGUCGAUGUAGACGUUGAGUGGCUUCGCGACUAUGAAUAUACUCCUCGUACCAGAGUUUUUUUGCAGAAGGCAGUAGAAGCACCACCAAUUUCUGCCGCAAAAUUGAAGUCGGAUAUUGCUGUAAGACGGGCAGAGGCGGAAGCCGAAGUCAUCGACACGGACAAGCCUUUUGAAGGAAGAACUGUUGCUUGUGCUGGAAAGCUCGCACACAAUCAGUCGCAUUACCAGCGACUAAUAGAAAGCGGCGGAGGUGCUCUCUCCAAGACUGUCACCAGUAGCCUCUGGUUCGUGGUUUCUACAAAGACAGAGGUCGACAAGAAUAGCAACAAGAUAAAGCAAGCAGCCGAAGCUGGAGUGGAUGUGGUAGAUGCAUCGUACAUCACGGAUUGUAUCGAGCAGAAACGGCGUUUCAACUUUCGAGAUGCGAAAUAUCUUCUAGUGUCGAACAGCAAUACCCGCGCUCCUGCCAGACCGGAAGAAAGGAAGCGAAAGGGAGAAUUCUUGGAAACGGAGCAAAGGCCUAAGACUGCGAGGCUAACAUUGAAGGGCGGUGCUGUGGUGGACCCAGAAUCUAUGCUUGAGGAUACCCAUCACGUCCUUCAUGAUGGCAAACUGCUGUGGUCUGUUGUUCUCUCACGAACCGACGUGGAGAAGAAUCUGAACAUGUACUACAAAUUGCAGGUGUUGGAGCCAGAUAAUGGUUCUUCGGAUUAUUAUUUGUUUCGCUCCUGGGGUCGUGUUGGAACAUCCAGAGGCGGCACAAAGCUGGAGGACUUUGAUAAACAGACAGCGAAGGAGGAAUUUCAAAGAUUAUAUGAAGAAAAGUGUGGGAAUGAGUUUGGCAAGCCACCAAUCAAGCAUCCUGGGAUGUUAUUUCCGCUCGAGGUUGAUUUCGGUCAAGAUGACGACUUCGCGUUAAAGUCCUCUGUCACACCUGGGUCCAAAACUCAGUUAGCAAAGCCCAUCCAGGAAAUCAUCAAACUAAUAUUUGAUGUGCAAGCCAUGAAACAAACUUUAAGGGCGAUGGAAAUUGACCUUUCGAAAAUGCCUCUUGGAAAGCUUUCGACGAAUAUGAUUAUGGCCGCGUAUAAGGUCCUUGCGGAUGCUUUAAACUUGGUGAACAGCCAUGCGGAUGGGGUUGGUUCGAGAACUAGGGUCCUAACACUCUCGAAUCAGUUUUUCACAUUGAUACCUCACGACUUCGGCGGCAACAGUGCCCCCUUACUUGAUAACGAAGAGAUCAUCCGUUCGAAAUUGGAAAUGCUGGAUGCCAUUAAGGACAUUGAAAUUGCAACAAGUCUCCUCAAGGACGAGAAAACAGAGGAAGGUACCGAAGACGAGGAUCCGGUUGAUGUCCACUAUCGGAAGUUGCGGACGCAUAUUGAAGUGCUAGAACGUAAUUCGGAGGAGUUUAAAAUUGUUGAACAGUGUACGAAGACUACACAUGCACCAACCCAUACGGACUAUUCGCUUGUCAUUGAGGAUGUGCUCAAGGUCAAUAGAGAGGGAGAAGAGGAGCGUUUCAAGGCGUUUGAAGAUCUGCACAAUAAGAAGCUUUUGUGGCAUGGAUCCCGCUUGACAAACUUUGCGGGUAUAUUGAGUCAAGGACUACGAAUAGCCCCUCCCGAAGCACCCGUUACUGGAUAUAUGUUUGGAAAGGGUAUCUACUUUGCGGACAUGGUGUCAAAGAGUGCAAACUACUGUUGCGCAGACCCGAAGCAACGUACCGGUCUGUUGCUACUCUCUGAGGUUGCAUUGGGCGACAUGUAUGAGAUAACUAAAGCCGAAUUUAUUGAAGAGUUACCAAAGGGCAAGACGAGCACCAAAGGCUGUGGCCAAACUGGUCCAAAAGAAUUCAUUUCCUUGCCAGGGACAGAUGAUGUCCAGGUUCCCAUGGGACCGCCUACACAACAAAAGCUUGGUGGCAAGUCACGCAAGAGCGAUCUACUUUAUAAUGAGUACAUUGUCUACAAUGUGGAGCAAGUGCGCAUACGCUACUUGGUCAAGGUCAAGUUUGACUUUGGAAGGCGGAGGCGGUAA
Molecule: messenger RNA, 3054 nt
Organism: Spizellomyces punctatus DAOM BR117
Lineage: Eukaryota; Fungi; Chytridiomycota; Chytridiomycetes; Spizellomycetales; Spizellomycetaceae
Exons: 17
Coding region: 1-3054 (1017 amino acids)
Cellular component (GO): nucleus
Molecular function (GO): NAD binding; NAD+ poly-ADP-ribosyltransferase activity; DNA binding
Source: RefSeq, a predicted model, not a curated record